Molecule: messenger RNA, 911 nt
Organism: Suillus discolor
Lineage: Eukaryota; Fungi; Basidiomycota; Agaricomycetes; Boletales; Suillaceae
Exons: 2
Coding region: 73-543 (156 amino acids)
Source: RefSeq, a predicted model, not a curated record
CAUCAAAAGUUCUACACGCUGUCCCAUUUCGAGAAACACAUCUCGUUCAUUUGUGCACUCACCUUCGCGACGAUGACGAUUUCAGGUAACCUUAAAACUGGGACUUACACUCUUCGGAAUGCUAGUACAAAUGACUUUGUCGUUGUACAAGGCCCCAAAACUGCUGCCCUGGUAACAAGCAACGAUGGUCGGGCAGAGAAUGCCGCAUGGGUCCUUGAAAAACUCAGUGGGCAUUACGACAAGUACAACAUCAGAAAUUUCGCGCACAACUCAUAUGCCACUGUCAACAGUGUGCAAAAAAGAAGCGCUGCACUCACCUGUGGGCGCGAGGUGUGCCCUUGGAGCAUCAGACCAACUGGAUACGGAACAUAUGUGUCUGUCUUCCAUCAGCUGAGUAUAUUACGUCUUAUCUUACAGACGCACAUGUACAUCCAGGAUUUCACCACACUCAGAUGCUUCGCUGUUUUGGAGCCUGAAAACGUCCGGGGAUCACUCGCAGGUAAGUAUCAAUGCUCUCGUGAACUGCAGGGUCUACUUACAUAGCAGUUGAUACAGGCGCUAUUGACGGAUGAUCGGACCAACACCGUCCAUUGGUACUUGCAUCGUGUGUCGGCCUGACUCAGAGAUGAAUGAACAAUAGGCUGCGGUGCAGAUGAAGGAUCAUGGCAUAGCCCCCUUGUCCCUAUUCCGAAUCUCGGGUUGGACGCGGGGUGAUUACUUGAUGGAGGUAGCAAGGCGCUGGUACGAUAGUAUAUGAUCUUGUUACCCAUGUAUUCGAACUCAGACAGGUUCUUUGCGCUACACCUUUAUAAUAGUCGAUCGUCUAAUGACGUUAGUCCGUCACAAUAGCCUAUCUGCCGCAUAUUGAACAACCACGACCACAAAAGAGUCGAUUCCAAUUGGAACCCCAC